This is a messenger RNA of Dermatophagoides farinae (American house dust mite), 726 nucleotides long. RefSeq names its product leptin receptor overlapping transcript-like 1. Gene Ontology annotation, biological process: late endosome to vacuole transport via multivesicular body sorting pathway. Lineage: Eukaryota; Metazoa; Arthropoda; Arachnida; Sarcoptiformes; Pyroglyphidae. The record is from RefSeq and is a predicted model, not a curated record. Gene Ontology annotation, cellular component: endosome.
AUUAACCAAAAGCUUAAUAAAAUUGAAUUUCGUUUUCUCGUUAAUGCUCUACAUUUUUAUUGGAUAAAAUUUUUAAUUUAAUUUCAAAUACAAUAUGGCUGGACUUAAAGACUUGUCGUUUUGGCUUUUCUUGGUUCGGUUGGAAUGACAUUGGUCAUUCUUAGCUGUGCAUCACCAACAUUUGGAGCUGUUUGGUGGCCAUUCUUUGUCGUUAUAUUCUACAUAUUAUCACCAUUACCUGUAUUGGUUGCGAAUCGUUAUAUGGAAAAUAAUAGCACCUAUUCUACAGCUGCCAAAGAUGUGGCCCUAUUUUUUACGGCCAUUAUUGUCAUCUCAGCAUAUGGUUUACCAAUUGUAUUGGCACGAGCACCUCCUGAAAAUCCUACGAUAGUACCCGGUGCUUGUGUUCUUGUAUUGUUGGGCAACACUGUCGUCUUUCUAACUAUUCUUGGAUUUUUCUUUUCAUUCACUCAUGAUGAAUCAAGUGGAUUGUUGUAAUAUCAUUUUUUUUUCUCCAAAUACGAUUUAUUCUUGAUACCAACAUGUAACAUUUGUUUGUGUGUGUGUGUGUUUGUUCCGGAUCAUCCACACCACAAUAGCAGAAUAUUGAUUGAGUUGAUUUUUAAUUAUUCCUUUCUUUCUUUUUUUUAGUAAGAAAAAGGUCUCAAAAAACCAUUUCAUUUUUAUUUCCAUGUAUCCAAUCAUUAUAAACAAAACAAAACAAAA